This is a messenger RNA of Diabrotica virgifera virgifera (western corn rootworm), 2395 nucleotides long. RefSeq names its product zinc finger protein 883-like. The record is from RefSeq and is a predicted model, not a curated record. NCBI's taxonomy places the organism in Eukaryota, Metazoa, Arthropoda, Insecta, Coleoptera, Chrysomelidae. The transcript has 3 exons. Gene Ontology annotation, biological process: regulation of transcription by RNA polymerase II. Gene Ontology annotation, cellular component: nucleus. Bases 179 to 2023 code for a protein of 614 amino acids. Gene Ontology annotation, molecular function: protein binding; DNA-binding transcription activator activity, RNA polymerase II-specific; RNA polymerase II cis-regulatory region sequence-specific DNA binding.
GGCUUUCCUCAAGAGAACACAUUGGGUAGUAUGAAAACAAUACCCGUACAUACAUGUAAUAAAGAACAUGUGAGUCAACCAGUUGACGAAAUUAUGUUAAAAUGUGAAAAACCUAACCGGUGUGAAAUUUGUUUUAAGCAGUUUAGUAAGAAAGAUCAACAAAACCGAAGUUAAACAAAUGGAAGUCGAAGUAAAACAAGAAGUUGCUGAUGAGACGUCUCAAGCGGAAAUAUAUUAUAAUGCUGUUUUUGGUCCUUUUGAUGUUUGUAAAAGUGAAAUUAAAGAAGAACCACUAACAGAAAGUACAGCCCAUACAUUCGAAUAUGUCGAUUUAAAGAACAUUCCCAUAAAGACCGAAUUAGAACAAGAGGAACAUAAACUUAUUUCAUUUAAAGAAACACAAACAAAUCCACAUGGUUUUCCCCAAGACGAGAACAUAUUGGAUUGUAUCAAAACAAUACCCGUAAAUACACGUAAUAAAGGAAAACGUGUGAAAGGAAAACGUGUGAAAGGAAAACGAGUGAAAGAAAAACGAGUGAAAGGAAAACGUGUUAAAGGAAAACGUCAACCAAUUGAAGAAAAUACAUUAAAAUGCGAAAUUUGUUUAAAGCAGUUUGCCAGUAGACAUUCUUUAAAGAAUCACAAGAAAAUUCACACAGGAGAAAAACCAUACAAGUGUGAUAUUUGUUUCAAGGGAUUUAGUGAAGCAGGCACUGUAAGAAAACAUUUGAGAGUGCACACUGGGGAAAAACCAUACCAGUGUGAAAUUUGUUUGAAGCAAUUCACUGAAGCAGGUACUUUAACAAAACAUUUGAAAUUGCACACUGGGGAAAAACCUCACAAGUGUGAAAUUUGUUUUAAACGAUUUAGUGAAGCAGGUACUUUAAGAAAACAUUUGAGAGUGCAUAGUGGGGAAAAACCUUACCACUGUAAAAUUUGUUUGAAGCAGUUCGCUUUAAAAAGCAGUUUAGAUCAACAUUUAAGAGUGCAUUCUGGAGAAAAACCCUUCAAGUGUGAGGUUUGUUUUAAGCAGUUUUCACAAAUGUCUAUUCUAAAGAAACAUUUGGUGACACACACUAGCACUAGUGAAACACCUGUUAAAACUGAGGGAACACCUGUUAAAACUGAAGAAACAAUAGAGAAACUCCUGGAAAAACCUCACACGUGUGAUAUUUGUUUUAAGCGUUUUGCUCAUCAAAGUUAUUUGAAAAUCCAUUUGCGUGUUCACACUGGAGAAAAACCUUAUAAGUGUGAAAUUUGUUUAAAACGGUUUGCUCGACACAAUCAUUUGAAUGAUCACCAAUACGUUCACACUGGAGAAACACCACAUAAAUGCGAAAUUUGCUUUAAACCGUUUGCCAAUAAAAGUUUAUUAAAAAGUCACACGAAAACACACAUUGAGAAAAUAGAAUACAAGUGUGAAAUUUGUUUUAAGCAGUUUAGCCUAAAUUGUAGUUUGAAAAGACAUAUGAGAUUGCACACUGGGGUGAAACCUUACCAGUGUGAAUAUUGUUUUAAGAUGUUUGCAAUAAAAGAUGGUUUAAACAAACAUUUGAGACUGCACACUGGAGAAAAACCGUACCAGUGUGAAAUUUGUUCUAAACAGUUUGCUCGAAAAAGGUAUUUAGAUGAACACAUAGCCAUUCACUCCAAGGAAAAACCAUACCAGUGCGACAUAUGUUUUAAACAGUUUAGUCAAGCAACCAGUUUGACAAAACAUUUGAGAGUGCAUUCUGGAGAAAAACCUUACCAGUGUGAAAUAUGUUUUAAACAAUUUAGCCAAUCAAGUGUAUUGAAAACACAUUUGAGAGUGCACAGAGAGAGUGGAGAAGUGGAGAAAAACCUUACCAGUGAGAACUUUGAUUUCAGCAGUUUGCUCGAAAAUGUAGGGGAGGGAGUGCACAGAGAGAAUGGAGAAGUAGAGGAAAACCUUGCCGGUGAGCACUUUGUUUUCAGCAGUUUGCUCGAAAAGGUAGGGGAGGAAUAUGAGAAAGGGGAAACCUGUAAGGAAACUUUUCCUUAAUUACUUUAAGAUUGUUUGAGAUGUGCCGUUUGUCGUUAUUUUAGACCAGAUGAUUGAAAAAAACAUUUGAGAAUCUUUUUUGGAAAAAAUCUGUUGAAAUGUUCAUGGUUUAUGAAAGAGCGUCAUCGACACCUUGGCUGCGUUUAGAGAUAUUUAUGUGCGUUACGAGGCAUCUUAUACCCCACUUGUCACCGUGCGUUACGACACAAUCGACGCAGCUAACCGUUAGUGCAGUAUAAGGCCUAUUUAUCCCGUAACGCAGCCAAGGUGUUAUCCAAAAUUUUUAUUUUGCUUAUCGAGUGAAAAAUUGCUUCAAAAAUUAGUUUUAAGGUAAAUUUGUGUUAUCAAAAAUAAAUCAAUUUAAACCAUAAA